AUGGUGAUGGAGAACGUCUCUUCCUCUUCGCUGUUCUCAACCAGCUUCACCACUCAGCAUGAAAACUCCACUGUGUCCAAUUACUUCUCUGGCCUCCAGAAGAGCAUGCAUAUCCUUUCCAUGGUGGUCUACAGCAUUGCGUGUCUGCUGGGGGUGACGGGCAAUGGCCUUGUCAUCUGGAUCGCUGGCUUCAAGAUGAAGAAGACAGUUAAUGCCGUGUGGUUUCUUAAUCUGGCUGUUGCUGAUUUCAUUUUCACCUUUUUUCUCCCCUUCAGCAUCGCCUACACUGCCCUGGGCUUUCACUGGCCAUUUGGGAAGCUCCUGUGCAAACUGAACAGCACUGUUGCCUUCCUCAACAUGUUUGCUAGCGUCUUCCUCCUAACGGUGAUCAGCAUAGACCGGUGCAUUUCGGUGAUCUGCCCUGUGUGGUCUCGUAACCACCGGACACCAAAGUUGGCUUCCAACAUUGCCCUGGUCACAUGGGUCCUAGCCUUCAUCAUCAGCUCUCCAUAUCUUGUUUUUCGAGACACGGCUACUAAUUCAAAGAACGUCACCAGCUGUUACAAUAACUUUGCCCUGUCUGAUGACUAUAAAUCUGAGGUGACACGUCGGCUGUGGAGAAUGAGGCACAAAGCUAUGAUCAUAACCAGAUUCUUAUGUGGGUUCCUCAUCCCCUUCACCGUGAUCCUUGUCUGCUACAGCAUCAUUGCCAUCAGGAUGAAAAGGAGCCAUCUAGUCAGGUCCACUAAGCCUUUCAGGAUCAUUGUUGCUGUCACAGUGUCUUUUUUCCUCUGCUAUUUCCCGUACCAUGUCUUCUGCUUGCUGGAAAUGUCUAAAAACUCUUCCAAUCAGGAGCUGAAAAUGGCCCUUUACAUAGGGAUCCCCUUGGUUUCCAGUCUUGCCUUCUUCAACAGCUGUAUCAACCCCAUCCUCUAUGUCUUUGUGGGGCAGGACUUCAAGGAGAAGUUCCAACAGUCCAUCCUCUCUGCCUUCGAGGGCGCUUUCAGUGAGGACUCCAUCCUGAUCACCCUGGCCAGCAAGAGAAAAUCCAGAGCCACUUCUGAAGCAGAAGUUCCAGGGGUUUAA
Molecule: messenger RNA, 1086 nt
Organism: Chelonoidis abingdonii (Abingdon island giant tortoise)
Lineage: Eukaryota; Metazoa; Chordata; Testudines; Testudinidae
Product: chemerin-like receptor 1
Biological process (GO): inflammatory response; complement receptor mediated signaling pathway; phospholipase C-activating G protein-coupled receptor signaling pathway
Cellular component (GO): plasma membrane
Molecular function (GO): complement receptor activity; G protein-coupled receptor activity
Source: RefSeq, a predicted model, not a curated record